AUGGGAGGGAAGGGAAAGAGAAGGAGAGAGAAGAACUACAGGGCUGCUCAUGGUGGCUACAGUGGCCUCCCUCCCCCACCCAAUCCUUCCCACCUCGAUGCUUUACCUUCCAAACUCCGCAAAAUCAUGUCUUUCUCUCAACAUCAAAAUGGGGCUAAUGGGUCGUCAAAAAACAAGCAUAUCGAUGAUGGCCAUGCUCAAACUAAGACUGCUUCCAAGGGCAAAGGUGAUGUUCUAACCGUAGAUGUCAAGGAGGGGAAUACUAAUGGACAAUUGAAGGAGCCUCAACAUAUGGAUAGGAGUGAAGAACGACUUGUGGAAAGUGGUACAGUUGAGAAGAAAAAGAAAAAAAGAAAAAGGAAGGAUGUUAAAGAUUUCAGGUUUGAAAUGGAAGUGGAUAAAACAAACUCCCAGUUAAAAAGACGAGAGCGUAAGAAAAAGUAUUUGGAAGCAAAGAAGAAGAAGCACAAAAAAUCCCAUGAAGAAAAAAUGGACUUCCCUGGACAUGAAAAAAUAAAAUUUGGAGAUAUUGUACAAGCGCCACCAAAGCUAUCUGUUCCUCCCAAGGUAUUCAAGAAUGUUUCUCAAGAGAGACUUAGACUCCAGGCUAUAGAGGAAUACAGGAGUCGCAAAGGUUGGACAUCAAGGCCAGGAAGUUACCUUCCACCUCCGCUGACUACAUCGGACUCUUAA
Sphenostylis stenocarpa is the source of this 693-nucleotide messenger RNA. Lineage: Eukaryota; Viridiplantae; Streptophyta; Magnoliopsida; Fabales; Fabaceae. The record is from the annotation of a GenBank genome assembly.